AUGACAAUGCCCUUUUUUUCUAAGUGGUUUCCCUUUAAGUCGUCCUCAUCGCCGCAAUCAUACGAGCGUGAGCUGGCACAGAUUGCGCAAAAAAUUAACCAGAACCAGCAACGGGUAUACACCUACAACAUCCGACAACGCAAGAUUGCCGGACUGUUCACUCUCUACUCGAUUUUGGUGUAUCUUGCUUACCUGGUACUCAUUGUAUUUACAUAUUCUACUCAAGGAGCACGGGCUGUGUCCCUGCCUCAGGCUGGAACAGCGGUUGCUACACCUUUUUUCAUUUACCUAGUGCGUAGGCUCAUCACUUGGUACUUUUCACGCGCAAGUGCUGGAGUGGCUGAGCGCAUUAAAGCAUUACAGACCGAACAGAAGGAAAAGAUUGAAGAACUUAAACAAUCGACCAAUUUUUACUCCACGAAAGCACUUUUGGAAAGAUUUGAUUCUACAUUUGAUGCCAAGCAGCAACAGCAAUUACAGCAGCAGCAACUGCAGCAGCAACAGCAACAGCAACAACAACAACAGCAGCAUAAAAGACCUGGUCCUAGAAGCCGAGUUGCUUCUUCUUCAUCAGGCAUAAAAAAGGCAAUUCCCCCUGGAGCUGUUCCGACUGGCGAAUUGUCAUCUUCAGCAGCAACACCAUCUGAUGGCAACAAACGCAAUUCGUUUGCGGUGCAGAAUUUUGAGUUUUCGCCUAACCUGCCAUUACUUAAGCAAACCUCGGGACAACCGGGCCCAGACUCGGUCCCGACCCAGCCGCAAACCCUUGGUGCAGUGUACAACAUUGCAUAUCAGCCUAAAUGGUACGAUCGGAUUUUGGAUGUGAUUGUUGGUGAAGACGAGUAUAGCCCCAAGUCACGGUACGCGCUCAUUUGCAAGAAUUGUCACAAUCACAACGGGCUUGCGCAACCUGGUGAGCUUCCACAAUACGUCGUUUACAUUUGCCCACAUUGCGGUGCACGCAACGGACAGGAAAAGAAAAAGCGCAGUGUAUCGGCAAAGAUUGCGGAGCAAAAUUUCGAGGAUCACCAAAAAGAGUCAACUACGCAAGUAGGUGGUGGGACUCCAGCUGAAAAUGUGUCCUCGCUCAAGUUUGAUACAAGCGGGUUUGAAGAGCAUGAUGUAAAUGAUGACAGCUUAUCUGAUGGCUACGGAGAAGAAAAUAAAGCAGUUAAUGGGGAGGAUGGCGGGAUGACGGAGAAAAGUGUGCCAUCGACGCCGCGACAUUCUAAACACAAGAAGCGAUUGAGCACUAGUGUGGCGGCCUCACUCAAACUGGAGGAUGCGGCCGAAGCUGCUGAGAAGGCCACAAGUUCAUCUUCUGAGUCUCAACCCCGUCGUCGCAAAUAA
Molecule: messenger RNA, 1350 nt
Organism: Magnusiomyces paraingens
Lineage: Eukaryota; Fungi; Ascomycota; Dipodascomycetes; Dipodascales; Dipodascaceae
Exons: 2
Coding region: 1-1350 (449 amino acids)
Biological process (GO): endoplasmic reticulum tubular network organization
Cellular component (GO): endoplasmic reticulum tubular network
Source: RefSeq, a predicted model, not a curated record